Molecule: messenger RNA, 270 nt
Organism: Podospora bellae-mahoneyi
Lineage: Eukaryota; Fungi; Ascomycota; Sordariomycetes; Sordariales; Podosporaceae
Exons: 2
Coding region: 1-270 (89 amino acids)
Source: RefSeq, a predicted model, not a curated record
AUGCUACCAUUAUCCACUAGAAACAUCUCUAGUUGGCUUACAGCUUAUCCCGAACCUGAAACCUCAUCGGGCCUAAAGACGGUAGGACUGCAGGAGGAUAGGACAGGAGACCGACAAAGGUAUCAUUCUCAUGCCUACCUCCAACCUCAGGCCCACAACUAUCUUCCGUCAGCUGCCAAAUAUUGGCCGCUCCUUGCGCUCCCAUUGGCAGACCAGCAGGCGGAAACAAGAAUUUGCGCCACGGCUGAGACCUUGAUCUCAAGCAAAUAG